This is a messenger RNA of Planococcus citri (citrus mealybug), 2833 nucleotides long. Its product is annotated as protein MTO1 homolog, mitochondrial. Bases 132 to 2129 code for a protein of 665 amino acids. The record is from RefSeq and is a predicted model, not a curated record. Gene Ontology annotation, molecular function: flavin adenine dinucleotide binding. Gene Ontology annotation, biological process: tRNA methylation; mitochondrial tRNA wobble uridine modification. Gene Ontology annotation, cellular component: mitochondrion; cytosol. Lineage: Eukaryota; Metazoa; Arthropoda; Insecta; Hemiptera; Pseudococcidae. The transcript has 15 exons.
GCAGCUUCGUUUUUUAUUUUUUUUCGAGCGAAAAUUUUACAAGUUUUCGACAUUGAUAAAAAUUUAGCGAAUUAUGAAAGUGUGAUUACUGUUUUUUGGGUUAAUUUGGAGUAAUUAUACGAUAUAAUAUAAUGUCAAUGAUCGAAAGAUCUGUUCGGAUUAAACUUCUGCAUAAAUUCAACGUAUUACGUAUCCAGAGAUACUUUCUACAUGAAAAUGCUCAGAGUCAGAAGAACGAAUACGGUGUUAUUGUGGUCGGAGGAGGUCACGCCGGAACUGAAGCAUCGACAGCUUCGGCUCGAAUGGGAUUAUCGACUUUGCUCAUAACUCAUAAAAAGGAAACAAUCGGUGAAAUGUCGUGUAAUCCGUCAUUCGGAGGGAUUGGCAAAGGACACUUGAUGCGAGAAGUAGACGCUUUAGAUGGAAUUUGUGGACGAAUUUGCGAUAUAUCAGGAGUUCAGUAUAAGGCGUUGAACCGUAGAAAAGGACCGGCAGUUUGGGGUCUUCGAGCUCAAAUAGACCGUCAACUUUAUAAACAGAAUUUACAAAAAGAAAUUUUCAACGUAAAGAAUCUAAAUAUAGUUACCGGAUCGGUGGAGAAUCUGAUACUGGAAGAAAACACCGAGGGCGAUGCACCCAAAUGCAUCGGUGUAAUAUUAGCUAAUGGAGAGAAGUAUUACGCCAAUAGUGUCGUUUUGACUACGGGGACGUUUUUAAGAGCUAAUAUUAAUCUUGGAUUGGAGGCCAGACCUGCUGGUCGGAUUGGAGAUGAACCAAGUAUCGGGUUAGCGGAUACUUUACAAAGACUGAAGUUUAAAAUAGGUCGAUUACGAACCGGAACUCCGCCGAGAUUGGAUAAAAAAACGAUAGAUUAUACCGGAUUGAGGUUCAUUACAGGCGAUAAUCCUCCGAUACCUUUCUCGUUUAUGAACGAAAAAGUUUGGAUUAAGCCUGAAGAUCAGUUACCAUGUUACCUAACUCAUACGAAUCCAACGGUGGAAAAAAUAUGCUUAGAUAGCUUGAAAGUCAACAGACAUGUCAGAGAGGAAGUUCGUGGGCCUAGAUAUUGCCCUUCCAUCGAAUCCAAAUCGAUAAAGUUCGGUGGAAGAGCUCAUCAAGUAUGGCUCGAACCCGAAGGUUUAAAUACCGACGUCAUCUAUCCUGGCGGAUUAUCAUGCACGAUGCCGGCAGAAAUGCAGGAACAAAUGAUUCAUUCGAUCAAAGGACUCGAGAAAUGUACAGUUUUACGUCCAGGUUACGGUGUAGAAUACGAAUUCGUCGACCCUAGAGAACUGAUGCCAACCUUGCAAACGAAGAAAAUCAGUGGUUUGUUUUUCGCUGGCCAAAUAAACGGUACGACUGGUUACGAAGAAGCGGCUGCUCAAGGUAUUUUGGCCGGAAUAAACGCUGCUGCUAAAGUACUCGAUAAAGAUGAAUUUAUCAUCAGUCGAACAGAAGGUUAUAUCGGUGUAUUGGUUGACGAUUUGACUACUCAAGGCACAGAUGAACCUUAUAGAAUGUUUACCGCUAGAUCAGAAUUCAGAUUAUACCUAAGACCUGAUAAUGCUGACAUUAGACUUACCAAAAAAGGUUAUGAAAUCGGAUGUGUUUCAAAGGAAAGAUAUGAAAAAUUGUUGAAAACCGAAGAAGAAUUAUCUAAAGGAUUAGAUAUCUUGCAACGUACGGAAAUGUCGCGAUAUAAAUGGAAAAAGGCGCUUGGAUUCGCUAACUACGCCGACAGCAACGGACUUGCGAGCGGUGUUGGAAUUAUUUCGUUGGCUGACGGUAUCACUGUUUCUAAAUUGAUAGAAACGUUCCCCAACGAAUUAGAGGGUAUUUCGCAAGAUGAACAAAUACGUGACAGACUUACUAUAGAAAGCACGUAUCGUUAUUUGACGGAGAGACAGUUCGAAGAAUUUGAACAAAUUAAAAAAGAAGAAUCUCUGAAAAUUCCUCCUAAAAUUGAUUACGGAUCGAAACAUUUAUCGCUGAAGUUUGAAGAAAUUGAAAAACUCACCUUGGCUAAACCUACAACUAUUGCUGCAGCUAGUCGGAUUCCUGGUAUAACGCCGUCAUCUAUUUUGCGACUGAUGUAUUAUAUCAAGCAAAAUGAGAAUUUGUGCGUUUGAUCGUUGGCGAUCGCAUCUGCUUUGGCUGUGUUAUUUCAUAAGGAUGAAUUUUAUCAAAUUGCUGCUAAGGAUACCUGAAUGAAGCUCCAAAACCAUCUCAACUUCAUUGCUGGCUGGAAAGGACACUUCACAUAUUAGGAAACACAAUACAAUCUGCAACUUGGCCACAUGGAAGAAACAUUUUGAUCUAAGAACGAAUUUCGCGAUUUUAAAAUCAUUUGAUUUAUAUGUAUUAUAUUUAUCUGCGGAAAUAUGAACUACUUUUCGUCAAGUUUUGUAAAUCUAGAAUGACAGAUGUAGUUCUAUGUUUCUCUAGGUUUGUUAUAUUCGUCUUGAUAUUAUAAAGAGAACCGUUUUUUUUUCAUCUUCUACUUUGGUAUGAUCACGUACAAGAUGAGCCAAUUAUCAUCUGUAUUUUUUUUCUCUCUCUUUCUAAGAUAUAGUCUAAUAGUAUAAUACCUAUAAUAAAGAAAAAGAGUCGAAUUGAAUAGUAUUUUAUUAUGGAAUUUUUAGACGUAAUAAUUAAAUGAUAGGUUGGCCAUUUCAUUGUUGAAAGUAUUGUUAUUAUCAACCUACAUAUUUAUUUCUUUUAUUGUAUGUACCUACCUUUUUUUUACCAACUAAGUACGUUUCACGAGAUGAAAAAAUUAUGUAUGUGAAGUGAUCUUGUUAUUUAAUUACCUAUAUAUAUCAAAUUAUUGAAA